GGGGACAUGGCCAGAAAGGCUCUCAAGCUUGCUUCAUGGACCAGCAUGGCUCUUGCUGCGUCUGGCAUCUACCUUUACGGUAACAAGUACCUGGACCCUAAUGACUUUGGCGCUGUCAGGGUGGGCAGAGCAGUUGCUACGACAGCCGUCAUCAGUUACGACUACCUCACCUCCCUGAGGAGUGUCCCCUAUGGCUCAGAGGAAUACUUGCAGUUGCGAUCCAAGGUGCACCUCCGCUCUGCCAGGCGUCUCUGUGAGCUCUGCUGUGCCAACCGGGGCACCUUCAUCAAAGUGGGCCAGCACCUGGGGGCUCUGGACUACCUUCUGCCAGAGGAGUACACCAGCACUCUGAAGGUGCUACACAGCCAGGCCCCGCAGAGCAGCAUGCAAGAGGUCCGCCAGGUCAUCCGCGAGGACCUGGGCAAGGAGAUCCAUGAUUUGUUCAUGAGCUUCGACGACACCCCUCUGGGGGCAGCCUCCCUGGCCCAGGUCCACAAGGCGGUGCUGCGUGACGGGCGGACAGUGGCCGUGAAGGUCCAGCACCCAAAGGUGCAGUCUCAGAGCUCGAAGGACAUUCUCCUGAUGGAGGUGCUUGUCCUGGCUGUGAAACAGCUAUUCCCAGAGUUUGAGUUUAUGUGGCUGGUGGAUGAAGCCAAGAAGAACCUGCCUUUGGAGUUGGAUUUCCUCAAUGAAGGGAGGAAUGCUGAGAAAGUGGCCCAGAUGCUGAAGCACUUUGACUUCUUAAAGGUCCCCCGAAUCUACUGGGAGCUGUCCACCAAGCGGGUCCUCCUGAUGGAGUUUGUGGACGGCGGGCAGGUCAAUGACAGAGACUACAUGGAGAGGAACAAGAUCGACGUCAACGAGAUCUCACGCCACUUGGGCAAGAUGUAUAGUGAGAUGAUCUUUGUCAAUGGCUUCGUGCACUGCGAUCCCCACCCGGGCAACGUGCUGGUGCGGAAGCACCCGGGCACGGGCAAGGCAGAGAUUAUCCUGUUGGACCAUGGACUCUACCAGGUGCUCACAGAAGAGUUCCGCCUGGAUUACUGCCACCUCUGGCAGUCUCUGAUCUGGACUGACAUGAAACGGGUGCAGGAGUACAGCCAGCGCCUGGGAGCCGGGGACCUCUACCCCUUGUUUGCCUGCAUGCUAACGGCCCGGUCGUGGGACUCCGUCAACAAGGGCAUUAGCCAAGCCCCGGUCACUGCCACUGAGGACACAGAGAUCCGCAACAAUGCGGCCAACUACCUCCCCCAGAUCAGCCAGCUCCUCAACCAUGUGCCGCGCCAGAUGCUGCUCAUCUUCAAGACCAACGACCUGCUGCGUGGCAUCGAGGCCACCCUGGGCAUCCGCGCCAGCGCCAGCUCCUUCCUCAACAUGUCACGUUGCUGCAUCAGGGCGCUGGCCGAGCACAAGAAGAAGAACACCUGUUCAUUCUUGAGAAGGACACAGAUCUCCUUCAGCGAGGCCUUCAGCCUGUGGCAGAUCAGCCUUCACGAGCUCAUGCUGCGUGUGAAGGGACUGAGGCUGCCCAGCUGGGCCGUGGCCCUGCUCUGCUGGCUGUUUCCUGCUCCACACUGAGUGGACUUGUGCCCCUUGCCCCUUCCUGGUGUCCUUUCACUCCUCAGUCCCUUUUUUUGCUGCGUGGUGGCCCCAGGGCCAUUGUCCAGGACACCGUUAUACUCCACCUUUGGAAUUCCACUGCCACGACGGGGCCCUUGUCUCAGGGCCUCAGGCUGAAUUGCGGAGUGGCUUUCUCGCCUUGUCCCAGGGAAGACUAAGCAGCCCACUUUCCCAC
This is a messenger RNA of Propithecus coquereli (Coquerel's sifaka), 1795 nucleotides long. RefSeq names its product aarF domain containing kinase 1 (gene ADCK1). The transcript is spliced from 10 exons. The coding region runs from base 7 to 1578 and encodes 523 amino acids. Gene Ontology annotation, cellular component: mitochondrial inner membrane. NCBI's taxonomy places the organism in Eukaryota, Metazoa, Chordata, Mammalia, Primates, Indriidae. Gene Ontology annotation, biological process: lipid homeostasis; mitochondrion organization. The record is from RefSeq and is a predicted model, not a curated record.